Molecule: messenger RNA, 6977 nt
Organism: Durio zibethinus
Lineage: Eukaryota; Viridiplantae; Streptophyta; Magnoliopsida; Malvales; Malvaceae
Source: RefSeq, a predicted model, not a curated record
CAUGAAUUAAUGAGUUUGGAGCUUCAAUUGACAAGCAAUCAGAGGCACAUAAAUGAGAUUUUGACUGAGUGGCAAGAUAAAGAAGAUUAUUGGGCUCGCACUUGUAAUAUGGAGGUAGAUGCUCGAGAGAUGUGAAGAGUAGAAAGUUUAGGGAGGUAGCAAUACAUCGAACACCAGGCUGCUCAAAUCUAUAAGGCUGUUCAAAAAGCAGGCAACAUGGUUGAAAAGGCGAAAGCACUGGAACGAGAGAUUGUACCAACCCAAGGCCACAGUCAAAGAUUAUUGCACUUUUUUCAUGAAGCUAGGGAGUAAUGUGCUCAAAUCAAAUGUUUUUAUGGCUUUAAUGCAAGAAUGAUUGGAUGAUGUGUAAAGACUCCCAUGGUUAAUGAAAGUUUCUUUUUGUUUCGAUCGAUCCAAGAUAAUACCCUAAUUUGUAUUUCAUUCAUUUCAUGCAUGCAUUUUCAUACUAACAAUAAUAUCAACGAUAUUAUAUCAUGCGAUCUAAUUCGUGGUUGAUAAACUAAGGUUCAAGGAUAGCAAAGCCAAGGAACCAUAACUCGUCAAUUUCGUAUAGAUAUAAUACUCGCUCCCAGACUCGAGCCAUGGCAGAAGAGAAUACAGCUAGGUUUGAAAGGGUCGAAAGGGUACAGGAGGAGAUACAAGAAAGAGUGAUAGAAAUACAACAAAGAAUUGAAGCACAAAUGGUUGAAUUAAGACAACUGUUAAUUGGAUCAAUGAAAGGAAAAUGAGUCGCUGGUAUAUCUAGGACAGGAGAUGAGAUUAAUGUGGAAGAGCCAUUAUACCCUCCUGGAUUCACUCCACCUCAAGUUCAGAUUCAAGUUCCUCGGGGUAUACACAUACAACCACCAAGUGCGCAGCCGUACCCCUAUGUCAAUCAUUCUGCAAAUCAGCAGCCGACCCACUUGAAUGCCAAUUCGGGACCCAUCCCAGUCGAUCCCAUCAUAGUACCAAAUCUUGACGACCCUGUUGAGCAAGAGAAGUCUCACGAAAUGUCAGAACCUGUUAUAAAUUCAAAAAUUCAAGACAAAUAUGACCAGCUUGAAGAGAGGCUUAAAGCGGUUGAAGGUAAUGACACUUAUGGGGUUAUUGACGCCAACGAGCUUAGCCUAGUGCCUGACUUGGUUAUCCCACCAAAAUUUAAGACCCCAGAUUUUGAGAAAUACGAUAGGACAAAGUGUCCAUCUGCUCAUAUCACUAUGUUUUGUAGAAAGAUGACGGGUUAUACCCAUAAUGACAAACUAUUGAUACACUGUUUUCAAGAUAGUUUGACUGGUUCAGCAGCUAAAUGGUACGUGCAAUUAGAUCGAAAUAAGAUCAGUUCAUGGAAAAACUUGGCCAAAGUUUUUCUUGCUCAGUAUAAGCACGUCUUGGAUACAGCCCCUGAUAGACUGUCAUUACAAAAUAUGGAGAAAAAGUUGACGGAAACCUUCAAAGAAUACGCAUAUCGGUGGAGAGAUGCAGCAGCCCAAGUACAACCACCACUGACUGAAAAAGAGAUAACCGUGCUAUUCAUCAAUACAUUGAAGGCCCCGUAUUAUGACAGAUUGGUGGGAAAUGCCACGAAAAACUUCUCUGACAUGGUAAUUUCAGGGGAGAUGAUAGAAAAUGCUAUCAAAAGUGGUAAAAUUGAAGGGUCUGAAAAGAAGAUAGCUACAUUAAAGAAGAAAGAGCAGGAGACACAUGUUGUCACUUACACAAAUCCCCCACACCAUCCUUUUGUUUCAUAUAACCCACACCCCCAUUACUACUCUACCAUAAACCAAAUCUCUCAACAACCAUACCAUUACCGAGCCCCCCAACAAUCGUUACCCAGAUCAAGUUUUAGCCCUCAACCAUCCAAUUACACCCCAGCACCUUCAGCUCGACCAUUUACUCGACCAACCUACCCAAACAGCAAUCAAAGAAACUCACAGAAUAAUAACAAUCGAGAAAGACCUCAUUUUGACCCAAUUCCCAUGACAUACACAGAUUUGUAUCCUCGACUUGUUGAAAAACAUUUGCUUGCUCCUGUUAUUAUUGAACCUUUGAAACCUCCGUUUCCCAAAUGGUAUGACCCCAAUGCACAUUGUGAUUAUCAUUAUGGGAAUCCAGGUCAUUCCACUGAGCAUUGUAUUGCUUUGAAGCAUAAAGUGCAGGGGUUAAUCAAUGAAAGAGUAUUAAAUUUUGAUACCAGCCAAAUAGAUGAAGGUCGAAUAGAGUUUUACCAAGAGAGAGAAGAGUUGGUGAAAGUGUCUACCAUUGAUUCAAAGAAUAAGUUUGGGCGUAGACCAGUAACUAUCUAUUAUGAUGAGAAGCCAACAUUAAAGCUAGAAAAACCCGUCUCUCGACUAGUGGUGACAAUUAAAGUUUCUGGCCCUUUUCCAUAUCAGAAUGAUAAAGCAGUACCUUGGAAGUACAAUUAUGAUGUCGUAGUCAACCCAGAUACUGCCAACAUAACGGGUGUAGGAGGCAUAACUCGAAGUGGGAGGUGUUAUACCCCAGAAGCUCUAGAAAAAGCUAGAAAGGAGAAAGCCAAGGUAGGAGAAAAAAAUGAAAGUCAGAGUGAUCUUGACACAACCCUAGAAAAAGAAUGGCAGAAGCCAGUAUCUGAGAGUGAAGCAAGUGAAUUUUUAAAGUUAAUAAAACAUAGCGAGUAUAACAUGGUAGAACAACUUAACAAGAUGCCAGCUAGAAUUUCGCUAUUGUCAUUAUUGCUCAGUUCAGAGCCACACCGUAAUGCUUUGCUGAAAGUGUUAAAUCAAGCAUAUGUGUCUCACAAUACUUCUGUUGAAUAUGUAGAACAGCUUGUUGGCAACCUGACGAUUUCAAACUAUAUCUCUUUCAGUAAUGAAGAGAUUCCUCCUGAAGGUAGAGGAAGUACCAGGGCUCUUCACAUUACUGUGAAAUGUAAAAGUCAUAUAAUGGCUAAGGUUUUGAUUGAUAAUGGCUCAUCCAUCAAUGUUAUACCUGCGACUACUCUGGCAAAACUCCCUGUUGAUGGAUCUUAUAUGAAACCUAGUCAUAUGAUAGUGAGAGCCUUUGAUGAAACCAGAAGAGAAGUGUUGGGAGAUAUAGAAGUGCCAUUGUAGAUUGGCCCAUGUACUUUCAACGUGAAAUUUCAAGUCAUGGACAUCUCUCCUUCAUAUAAUUGUUUAUUAGGUAGACCGUGGAUCCAUAUGGCAGGUGCUGUCCCAUCUUCAUUACAUCAAAAAGUUAAAUUUAUUGUUGAAGGGAAGCUAACAUGUGUGGCAGGAGAAGAAGAUUUAUUGGUAACUCAACCGAUAAAUACUCCUUAUGUGAAAUCGACAGAUGAAGCUUUAGAAUGCUCUUAUAGAUCUUUUGAGAUUCGAGUAUUAGGAGAUCUUUUAUGGUGUGUUUAUGUUUGUCAUUUUAAUAAAAGACUUAGAAGAUGCAUCCGUAUUUUUUCUGUCAUUUUUAUCUUCGUUUUACCUUUCAUCCUUUUCUUUCCUACAUUUUCUUGCCAUUCCAUUUUUGUGUGCCAAUAUUCUCUCCAUAUUACCCUUUGCAGGGUCUCAAACAAUGAACAUGAGGAUAAUCAUGGCAUUAAUCUCGGAUUUGAUUUUGAAAACUUAAUUCAUGUUGAUGAACUUGAUAAUGAGGAAGAUUCAGAUAACUAUACACUGCCUCUUGAUUUGUUAAAAUUAAUAGAACAUGAAGAUAAGCCAAUUGAACCCCACCAAGAAAUUACUGAAUCAGUAAAUUUGGGAGAUGGUGAGAAUAAAAGAGAGGUCAAAGUUGGUACAUCUCUUUUACCAGCUGAAAGACAGAAGCUAGAAGAGCUGCUACGAGAAUAUGUAGAUGUGUUCGCAUGGACUUACCAGGAUAUGCCAGGACUCAGCACUGAUAUUGUAGAGCACAAGUUACCUUUAAAACCAGGAUGUAAGCCGAUGCAGCAAAAGCUAAGGCGCAUGAAACCAGAGAUGCUGCUGAAAAUUAAAGAGGAAGUGAAGAAACAAUUCGAUGCUGGAUUUUUAGAAGUGGCAAAAUAUCCUGAAUGGGUAGCCAACAUAGUGCCAGUUCCUAAGAAGGAUGGAAAAGUGAGAAUGUGUGUUGAUUAUCGAGAUUUGAAUAGAGCAAGCCCUAAGGAUAACUUUCCUUUACCUCACAUCGAUACUCUAGUGGAUAAUACUGCUAGGCACUCCACAUUUUCCUUUAUGGAUGGUUUCUCAGGCUAUAAUCAGAUCAAGAUGGCUCGAGAUGAUAUGGAGAAAACUACAUUUGUGACCAUGUGGGGAACAUUCUGUUACAAAGUCAUGCCUUUUGGGUUGAAAAAUGCUGGUGCUACUUAUCAAAGAGCAAUGGUGACUCUUUUUCAUGACAUGAUGCAUAAAGAGAUAGAAGUGUAUGUAGAUGAUAUGAUUGCAAAAUCUCGUGAAGGAAAGGAUCAUAUAGUCAGUCUCAAAAAGCUGUUCGACAGGUUGAGAAGAUUUCAGUUGAAGUUGAAUCCUGCCAAAUGUACAUUUGGAGCCAAAUCAGGAAAACUAUUGGGCUUUGUAGUCAGUGAAAAAGGAAUUGAAGUUGAUCCAGAUAAGAUACAAGCCAUUCAAAACUUAUCUCCUCCUCAUACCUCAAAAGAAGUGCGAGGCUUCUUAGGGAGAUUAAAUUAUAUUGCUCGCUUCAUCUCUCAACUCACUUAUAAGUGUGAUCCUAUUUUCAAGCUUCAAAAACAUGAUCCUGGAGAAUGGAAUGAUGAAUGCCAAGAAGCUUUUGAUAAGAUCAAAGAAUACUUGUCAAAUCCACCUGUGUUGGUGCCACCAAUGCCAGGAAAACCUUUGAUUUUGUACUUGACAGUGCAUGAAAAUUCAAUGGGAUGUGUGCUGGGGCAAAGAGAUGAAACUGAUAAGAAAGAACGAGCAAUUUACUACUUGAGCAAGAAGUUCACUGAUUAUGAGUCAAAGUAUUCACCAUUAGAGAAGAUGUGUUGUGCAUUAACCUGGACAGCUCGAAGGCUUAGACAAUACAUGCUUUAUCACACUACUUGGCUCAUAGCAAAGCUGGAUCCUAUUAAGUAUAUCUUCGAAAAGCCCUCAUUGACAGGAAGAAUAGCACGGUGGCAAGUUAUGCUUUCAGAAUAUGAUAUCAUUUACGUGACUCAAAAAGCUAUUAAAGGGAGUGCAAUAGCUGAAUUCCUUGCUGAUCGUGCAGUCGAAGAUUAUGAGCCAAUGAAAUUAGAUUUUCUUGAUGAGGAUGUGAUGGCCAUUGAAGAAAAUGAACCUGUUGAAAAAUCAUGGAGGAUGUAUUUUGAUGGAGCUGCUAAUGCUUUGGGUCAUGGUAUUGGGGCAAUUUUGAUAUCUCCUGAUGGACAUUAUUACCCCAUCACAGCCAGAUUAAAUUUUAAUUGCACAAACAAUGUGGCUGAAUAUGAGGCCUGUGUUAUGGGUUUAUAAGCAGCAAUUGAAAAGAAGAUCAAAGUGUUAGAUGUGUUUAGAGAUUCAGCUUUAGUCAUCUAUCAGUUACGAGGUGAAUGGGAAACAAGAGACUCUAAGUUGAUUCGAUACCAUAAAUACAUCUCUGAGUUGGUCAAGCAAUUUAAAGAAGUUCAGUUUGAGCAUCUACCUAGAGAGGAAAACCAAAUUGCUGAUGCACUGGCUACUCUAGCUGCAAUGAUCAAAAUAGAUGCAAAUACUGAAAUCCAACCCAUUAAGCUGGAUGUGAAAGAUGUACCAGCACAUUGCUCAGAUGUUGAAAAAGAAAUUGAUGGAAGGCCAUGGUAUCAUGAUAUCAUGCAAUACAUUAAAAGCCAGCAAUACCCAGAACAUGCAACUGAAAAUGAUAAGAGGACUAUUAGAAGAUUGGCUAUGAAUUUCUUCAUUGACGGAGAUAUCCUUUACAAAAGAGGUCGAGAUCAAGUGCUCUUAAGAUGUGUAAAUGCAGCUGAAGCAAAGAAGAUUAUUGAAGAAGUGCAUGAUGGAGUUUGUGGGGCACAUGCAAAUGGUCAUAUGAUGGCUAGACAAAUUAUGAGGGCUGGCUAUUAUUGGUUGACAAUGGAGAGUGACUGUAUUGAUUAUGCUAGGAGAUGUCAUAAAUGUCAGAUUUAUGCUGACAAGAUUCAUGCUCCACCAUCAACAUUACAUGUUUUAGCUCCUCCCUGGCCAUUCUCAAUGUGGGGCAUGGAUGUCAUUGGUCCCAUCACUCCAAAAGCUUCGAAUGGGCAUAGAUUCAUUUUUGUGAUGAUUGAUUACUUCACCAAAUGGGUAGAGGCUGCAUCAUAUGCUAGCGUGACCCGAUCUGUGGUAUGUAAGUUCAUGAAAAGAGAGAUAAUAUGCAGAUAUGGGCUUCCGGAGACAAUUAUUUCUGAUAAUGCCAAAAACUUGAACAACAAAAUGAUGAAUGAAGUAUGCACUCAGUUCAAGAUCCACCAUCGUAAUUCGACACCAUAUCGUCCAAAAAUGAAUGGGGCAGUGGAGGCUGCGAAUAAGAAUAUCAAGAGAAUCCUGGAGAAAAUGACUGAAACUUACAAAGAUUGGCAUGAGAAGUUAUCUUUUGCCUUACAUGCUUAUAGAACAUCAGUCAGAACGUCUACUGGAGACACACCGUUCUCUUUGGUAUAUGGUAUGGAAGCUGUGCUACCAGUCGAAGUGGAAAUUCCCUCACUGAGAGUCCUGAUGGAGGUGGAGUUAGAGGAAGCAGAAUGGGUCCGAAAUCGCUACGAGCAGUUAAACCUUAUUGAAGAGAAAAGACUGUCAGCACUUUGUCAUGGUCAAUUAUAUCAAAAGAGGAUGAUGAGAGCACAUGACAAGAAAACUCGUCCCCGUUGCUUUAGGGAAGGAGACUUAGUGCUAAAAAGAUUUCUUCCAAAUCAACAUGAUAAUCGGGAGAAAUGGACACCAAAUUGGGAAGGCCCGUAUGUGGUGAAAAAGGCUUUUUCUGGCGGGGCAUUGAUUUUGGCAGAAAUGGACGGAGGUGAUUUGCCUACCCCAAUAAAUUCAGAUGUUGUGAAGAAAUAUUUUGCUUAA